UGUAAGCCACUGUACUUAGUCCAUUUUUAGUUGUUCCAUUUUUGACGAUUUUUAAAAUUCAUCACAUUUAAUUCCAAUUUCGACAAGGUUAUUAACGCUAUUUGAACGCAUGUUUUUAGGAAACUAAUGUGCAUUUGAUGUAUUCUACAAUAACCAAAGAAUGUACAAUAAAAGUUCGUUUUAAUGCUCUAUUAUUUGGCUCUGAGUUAUACGCAUACGUUUCAAACAAUUUUCAGAAUUAUUUAUUUUUAUACAUCUGAGAACAUAAAACUAACUACCCAAAUCCAUAAGCACUUGUAAAUAAAAAGACUUGAAGAAAAAGUCGAACAAGGUAAUAUUCUAAUAUAUACAAUUCAAUCAAUAAAUCAGUUUAAACCCUGAGCUGUGUAAUUUUGUAAUACGCAACCGAAAUUACUUCUUUGAACAACUAAAAAUGUUUUAAAAACAAAUUAAAAACAAAUUAAAUACGCUGCGAGGGAAACAAUGCCAUAAGUGAAAUGUACAGUUCGAGUGGAUCAUAUUCUUCGCCGCAAGAUGAUGUUCCGAAUGGAGGAGCUCCCCCAUCCAGGCGUUUUCGUGACAAAAUUCCAGCGCGUUUGGUGCUUUAUUUCCUUUCGUGGUCUGGCUUUCUGGUCUCUUUUAUGAUGCGCAAUGAUAUGAAUUUCGCAUUGGUAGCAAUGGUAUCGAACGACAAUUCAACACAAACGCAAACGCAGGAAAUAUUGGGUAGUGGCACUGAUGACCAAAGAACAGUAGUUAAAUCUGUUAUAAUAAGUUCAUUCUAUUGGUGUUAUGUGUUAUCCCAAGUGGUUGGAGGGGUUGCCACAGAAUUGUUUGGAACGAAGUGCGUAUUUGGAUGGUCACAGUUAGCAACAGCUAUAUGUAGUUUUAUGAUGCCAUCGGCAGCACAAUUACAUUACAUAGCUGUUAUUGUGUUACGGUCUAUUCAGGGAUUUGCCUCUGGUUUGACGUGGCCUGCCAUGUAUGCAAUAGUUGGAUAUUGGAUACCCCUUACGGAACGUUCACGAUUUAUGUCAAGCUUUCAAGGUUUUAGCAUUGGUAUUGGUUUAACGUAUCCGUUAUGUGGAUUUAUUUUAUCAGAAUGGGGUUGGCCAUAUAUUUUUUAUACUACUGGUACAUUAGGGCUCGGAUGGUGUAUACUAUGGUAUUUACUAGCUUUUAAUACACCACGCGAGCACCCUCGUAUUGCUGAAGAUGAAUUAAAUUAUAUAGAACUUAACGUAAGAAAAGAGGCAAGCAGUAGUGUCGAAGUUAAAGUACCUUGGCUGCAAAUAUUUAAAUGCAUACCUGCUUGGGCGAUUGCUGUAACAACAUUUGGGCGAAUAUUUGUUCAUUACAUUUUUAUUGUUAAUGGUCCGACAUUUAUGGGAAAUGUUUUAAAAUUUAAUUUUGAAACAAAUGGAUUUCUUUCUGGAGUUCCAUUUAUUUGCUCAUAUAUAUCAUCAGUUUUUUUUUGUUAUAUUGCCGACAAAAUUGUAUUUCAUAAGGUUUUGAAUCUUACUAAUGUAAGAAAAGUAUUUACUGCUCUUUCACAAAUUAUUCCAGGGGUGUUGAUAUACUGUAUCGGUUAUAUAGACAAUGUGCACAUUUUGUUGACGGUAUGGUUUAUAGCGGUAAUAUUUAUAACUGCAUCUUAUGCUGGAGCUAUGGCUAAUAUAAUUGAUUUAGCGCCAAACUAUGGUCAUUCCGCAGCUGUUUUAGCAUUUUGCCAAACAAUUCAUAUGUCUGCGUCCUUUAUAUCUCCGCUGACGACUGGAUUUAUCGUCACCCAAGAGGACUCCAUUGAUCAAUGGCGAAGAGUGUUUGAGGUGUCCGCAAUUAUUUCAAUACUGACGUAUCUAGUUUAUCAACUUUUCGGCACCGCAGAAAUACAGACAUGGAAUAAAGGGCUACCAGUUAAAGAUGAUUCAGACGAAGGAAAGGUUUUAUCGACAGCAAAGGAUGAUUUCGAUAAUACUGUUGGACCAAUUUAAAGAUAUCGCACUUAGUAUAAAGACCUGUUUAUACCAAAUUUGAUAUACUGUUAUAUGUUUCCUGUUAUAGUAAUAAAAUAUCACAAAUAUUUUAAAGC
Molecule: messenger RNA, 2092 nt
Organism: Drosophila erecta
Lineage: Eukaryota; Metazoa; Arthropoda; Insecta; Diptera; Drosophilidae
Gene: MFS17
Product: sialin
Exons: 5
Coding region: 498-1994 (498 amino acids)
Biological process (GO): transmembrane transport; monoatomic anion transport
Cellular component (GO): plasma membrane
Molecular function (GO): transmembrane transporter activity
Source: RefSeq, a predicted model, not a curated record